CGGCGCUGCUUCCCCACAGACCAGGAGCUGCGGAAUGUCAUCGACAAGCUGGCGCAGUUUGUGGCGCGGAACGGGCCCGAGUUCGAGAAGAUGACGAUGGAGAAGCAGAAGGAGAACCCCAAAUUCUCCUUCCUCUUCGGGGGAGACUUCUACGGCUACUACAAGUACAAGCUGGCCCUGGAGCAGCAGCAGCUGUUGUGCAAGCAAAGCCAAGAUAUCGAGGCUUCCGCACAGAUCCAGCCCCUGCCACAGCCCUCGCUGCCGCCGGCUGCGCCCAUCCCAGCCCCUCAGGGCACCCCGUCUGUGGAGGAGCUCAUCCAGCAGAGUCAGUGGAACCUGCAGCAGCAGGAGCAGCAUCUCCUCGCCAUGAGACAGGAACAAGUCACAUCAGCAGUAGCCCUUGCAAUCGAGCAACAAAUGCAAAAAGUUUUGGAGGAAACCCAGUUAGAUAUGAACGAAUUUGACAACUUGUUGCAGCCAAUAAUUGACACUUGCACAAAAGAUGCCAUCUCAGCUGGCAAGAACUGGAUGUUUAGUAAUGCCAAGUCUCCUGCUCACUGUGAGUUGAUGGCCGGGCACCUGCGGAACCGGAUAACGGCGGACGGAGCUCACUUUGAGCUGCGCCUGCACCUCAUCUACCUGAUCAAUGAUGUUUUACAUCACUGCCAGAGGAAGCAAGCACGAGAUCUUCUGGCUGCUUUGCAGAAGGUGGUGGUGCCUAUUUAUUGUACCAGUUUUCUAGCAGUGGAGGAGGAUAAGCAACAGAAAAUUGCCAGGCUUCUUCAGCUAUGGGAGAAAAAUGGGUACUUUGAUGAGUCCAUUAUUCAGCAGUUACAAAGCCCAGCUCUUGGACUUGGCCAGUACCAGGCAAAUUUGAUCACUGAGUAUGCAACGGUUGUCCAGCCUGUGCAGGUGGCUUUCCAACAGCAGAUUCAGAACCUGAAAACUCAGCACGAGGAGUUUGUGAACAGUUUAACACAGCAGCAGCAGCAGCAGCAGAUCCAAAUCCCCCCCCUCGAGAACGAGGUGAAAUCAACACCCCCACCUCAGGCCCCCACAGCAGCCCCAGCCUCAGCUCCUCCAUCUGUUCCAGUCACACAAGCAGAUGAUGGUAAAUCUCAGCUGCCUCUGGCUGGUUCUACAGACUAUGACACAAGUGGGUCUGGAGUGCAGGAUCCUGCCUCAGGUGGACCACGUGGGCCUGGAUCUCAUGAUCAGAUUCCCCCAAAUAAACCACCCUGGUUUGACCAACCUCACCCUGUUGCACCAUGGGGUCAACAACAGGGGCCCCCUCACUGUCCUCCCUGGAAUAACAACCACGAAGGAAUGUGGAACGAGCAGAGAGAUCAAGGCUGGAACAAUCAGCGAGAAACACCGUGGAACAACCAGCCUGAUCCUUCAUGGAACAACCAGUUUGAAGCACCGUGGAACAACCAGCAUGAGCAGCCUCCAUGGGGUGGGGGUCAGAGGGAACCUCCAUUUCGAAUGCAGCGGCCACCUCACUUCAGAGGCCCAUUUCCUCCACAUCAGCAACAUCCCCAAUUCAACCAGCCCCCGCAUCCGCAUAAUUUCAACCGCUUUCCACCUCGCUUCAUGCAGGAUGAUUUUCCACCACGCCAUCCCUUUGAAAGGCCUCCUUAUCCUCAUCGUUUUGAUUACCCCCAGGGGGAUUUUCCUCAAGAAAUUGGACCUCCUCAUCAUCAUCCUGGUCACAGAUUGCCUCAUCCUGGUAUCAGCGAGCAUCCUCCCUGGGGAGGGCCACAGCACCCAGAUUUUGGGCCUCCCCCACAUGGAUUUAACGGGCAGCCCCCUCACAUGCGGCGCCAAGGGCCCCCUCACAUGAACCACGAUGAUCCCAGCCUGGUGCCAAACGUUCCCUACUUCGAUCUUCCUGCUGGCCUGAUGGCUCCACUGGUCAAACUUGAAGAUCACGAGUAUAAACCUUUAGAUCCUAAAGAUAUUCGUCUUCCACCUCCAAUGCCCCCCAGUGAGAGACUUCUGGCUGCAGUUGAGGCAUUUUAUAGUCCACCAUCUCAUGACAGGCCUAGAAACAGUGAAGGAUGGGAGCAGAACGGACUGUACGAGUUCUUCAGAGCUAAAAUGAGAGCAAGGCGGAGGAAAGGUCAAGAGAAGAGAAACAGUGGGCCCUCUCGGUCUCGCAGUCGCUCGAAAAGCCGAGGCCGUUCAUCCUCUCGGUCUCACUCACGAUCUUCAAAAUCCUCCGGCUCCUACUCGAGGUCCCGCUCUCGCUCUUGCUCUCGGUCCCGAUCCUACUCUCGCUCGCAGUCCAGGAGCCGCAGCAGGUCCCGCUCCUCGCACAGCCGCUCGCGCUCCCGCUCCCGCUCCCGCUCCAAGUCCUACUCGCCGGGGAGGCGGCGCCGGUCCCGCUCUCGCAGCCCCACCCCUCCUUCUUCUGCUGGUUUGGGCUCCAGUUCUGGGCCUUCUAUACCAGAAUCGAGACUUGGAGAAGAAAAUAAAGGCCAUCAAAUGCUAGUGAAAAUGGGAUGGAGUGGAUCUGGUGGAUUGGGAGCCAAGGAGCAAGGAAUCCAAGAUCCAAUUAAAGGAGGUGACAUCCGAGACAAAUGGGAUCAGUACAAAGGAGUGGGAGUUGCAUUGGACGACCCUUAUGAAAACUACAGAAGAAAUAAAAGUUACUCAUUUAUCGCACGCAUGAAGGCCAGGGAUGAAUGUAAGUGA
This is a messenger RNA of Zonotrichia albicollis (white-throated sparrow), 2697 nucleotides long. NCBI's taxonomy places the organism in Eukaryota, Metazoa, Chordata, Aves, Passeriformes, Passerellidae. The record is from RefSeq and is a predicted model, not a curated record.